CCACUCCAACACUCGUUUCCUGACAUAAAGUGUAGUUUUAUUUUUUGACCUUACAGGAUUACACAUUUUGUAAUUUCAUGUUUUUGUCCGAUUUCAAGUCAUAAAAACCUACGAAUCCCAUUAUAAAAGGCUUCAUUUUUUUUGUACGCAGGAAGGUGGUGGCCGUGGUGCGAUGACAUAUGUGUCAGGUGUCAAAAGUGUCAAAUUUCAUUCAUUGUUAACUGUCAGCUUUUAAAGUUCUAAAGAGUUUUACGGUGUGGUGGAUAUUAUUUUAUUAGUUAAAAACGUGUAAAUAUGAAUAUCCUAUAGACAGUUUAAUGAAACAAAUAUUUUUACAAAGAUCAGAGAUAAGAAAUGAGUGUGCCAAAGUAGGUGUCCCAUACCAAGUCAAAACGGAGUCACUCGCUUUAAGACCACCCCAUGGGGGUUAAACAUAUCGCAGUCCUAGAUGGGCUGCAAGGAAAAUGGGUAGCUGCUUCGGCAAAUGUUUGCCCAAACCAGAUACUUCGAAGAGUCUUCGAAAUCUUAACAUACUUCAGGGUCAAAGAAAUGAACUGGAAUUUUCAUUUUUGGUGGAAGAUAGUUCCACAACACAUCAAAGAAUUAAAAGGAGUUUCUUAUCUCGUUUUUUUAAUAAAAGAAAUGAUAACAGUCAGAAGCCAGUUUUGGAUUUAGUUGAUGGUUUAUUAAAUCCGCAAGUGACUGCAUACAGUAGACUGAAUGAAUCACAACGCCUUCCAUCAACAGGAUCCUGCACAAGCAGAGAUAUUCAGCUCCAGUGCUUAGAUGCCCGGGCCUUAUUAUCACGUACAGCAACAUCAACGCCUGUAAGUUCUCUAGAUUUAGAAUGGGAACAUGAAACAAUUCCAAUUUCAAUGAUCCAUGACCCAUCAGGGAGUUCUUGGACUGCACUCCCAGAAGAUUUUUCACAUUACCCAAGUGAAUCGAGUCCUCAGAAUACAGCUCCUGUAGCAAAUAGUGAUUCAGAUUGGUCAAGAGUAUCGUCUGCUAAUUCGUUGGAGUGGGAUAACGUCCAUAAUUCAAUUCAAACUAGUCCUCCAAUGUCUGAAGUUGAUACAGACACUCAGAUGUUACUCAGUGAAAUUGAAAGACUUACAAAUAAAACCCUCAGUGAAACAGGUCAAGAUCUGUUUAGCUGAUUCCAAACACCUGUAAACGUGGUAACCUACUAGCAGAAUUAUUGUUUCAAGUGCAGUAUAUUAAUAGUUGCAAUAUGACUGAUUAUGGAUGAUGUGAAUAAGGAAUUAACUAACGAAUUACUUAAUCUUAAUGUGUUACAUAUAUUAUGGAUAAACAUGAAACAUCAAAACUGGUGCUGGUCUAAUAAAUUGUUAUAUUUUUCCCAUAUGACAGUAUAUGUAACUGCAAAUGUGUAUAUAAAUUUAUUAAAGUAAAUAAAAAUGUUUUAUUCAUGUCAUCCAUAAAUAUAAAUCAAAUUUUUUUGUGAUACUACAAAACUAAAACAUCUUAAAUAGCAAUCGAACAUAUAACAAGAAAAAUUUUGUAAAAAAUAGUUUAUCAUUAUAUAGAUGUCAUUAAAUUAACUGAAAAUAUUUUCAUGGUAAAUGGCAAAUAUUUGAAAAUAGAUAUAAAGUACUUUUUAUACAAAUUAAUCGUCACAGUUGAUUGUUCUGAUCUUCGUGUACUGAACAACGUGUGGAUCACAUUAUAGAGAAAAAACUAAACAAACUUCGCAAUGUAAUUAUGAUUUACGUUGUAAAUGUGGUAAAAAGGUGCAUGUAUUUUGUGAUUUUUAAAGUUUUGCCAUUUACUUUGCCAAAAAAAUGUCAGUGUUAAAUUUUAUUUAUAUAGUCACGUUUGUUAUCAGCAAAAAAUGUGGUAUUAGAGGCCUAAGAGAAUGGUUGUUUUGAACAAUUCCACCCACAAAGGUUGUGUUUUACCUAUGUUGUUAAUUUAAUUAGUUGUAGUUGUAAGAUUUUGUGUAUGAUCGAACAUUUAGGUUUUCCCUAGGAAAACGCGUUCUAUCCCUGCAUUGAAAUGAAUUAGACUAACUUAAUUAUCACUGCGUAGUGAAGAACACAUUAGCGGCAGUUAUUACAAAUUAUUGCUUUAAUUGAAAGUUACAGAUGAACUAGAUAAUUCUUUUAAUGACCAAACCAAGUUGAUUUUCAAUUUGGAUUGCAUUUAAAAAAUUAAUUGGUUAAUUUUAUUUUUAAAAUUGUUGUUUAUAUGGAGGGAAUUUAUAAAGCGAGUUAAAAAACCAGCAGAUUUUAUAUUGUUACAGUGUCAUCAAUUGUUUUAUGAUGUAUAAAAUCUUUGCAAUAAUUAUGCAAUGGAAGGAAUUCAGAGUUCAGAUUAUCUAAUGUAAAGAUGGAGAAAGUAAAACUAACGGGCGGGACCAAGAACUUGCUUUUUAGAGAGGCCUUUAAGUGUGUUAGAAUGGCAGAAUUGCGGGAAAUAAAUUGUUAUAAUUCAAGUCACUAAUCAAUCAUUCAUUAUGUUAUCGUACAUUUGACUGCACAGUUAUUGUUGAUUAUUCAUUAUAUUUUAGUUAUGUCGAAAUAAAAUGGACUUUAAAUUGCAAGUUUCAUAAA
Messenger RNA from Zophobas morio, 2576 nucleotides. RefSeq lists its product as uncharacterized. The record is from RefSeq and is a predicted model, not a curated record. Lineage: Eukaryota; Metazoa; Arthropoda; Insecta; Coleoptera; Tenebrionidae. The transcript has 6 exons. Bases 465 to 1160 code for a protein of 231 amino acids.